Messenger RNA from Ruditapes philippinarum (Manila clam), 895 nucleotides. RefSeq lists its product as uncharacterized. The transcript has 2 exons. Gene Ontology annotation, molecular function: DNA binding. The record is from RefSeq and is a predicted model, not a curated record. NCBI's taxonomy places the organism in Eukaryota, Metazoa, Mollusca, Bivalvia, Venerida, Veneridae. Bases 218 to 772 code for a protein of 184 amino acids. Gene Ontology annotation, biological process: DNA integration; DNA transposition.
UUAAUAUUUUCAAUGACAUUUUAUUGUUAACUUGAGUACAAAACGGCAUUAUUUUUAACCUCCCUCAAUGCAGUUUAACGGCAAACUGUACAAACCACAUUUCCACGUGCACACCGUGCUCUAUAGUUUACCGAUAGUUUCUAUACAUGUAGCCGUGUAGUGAUGAAUCGGUACAAAUGAAAAACAAGUUUAUUUGAACUGUCAGUACUUUAUAACCAUGCCGCGCCUUGCUGAACAUUUGCGGAAUCAAGCAAUUGGUUUACUUGAAGCUGGUGUUUCGAAGAUUGACGUUGCACGGCGAUUUAAUUGUCAUGUUAGCACUAUCACUCGUCUACAGAAUAGGUACAAUGCCUCUGGCAGUGUCAAAGACUUACCAAAAUCCGGUCGACCACGAAUAACCACUAGGAGACAGGAUGUGAAUAUUCGAGUGGGGCACCUACGUAAUCGAUUCGAAGCGGCGUCCUCUACAGCUAGACGAACAAUAGGUACUCACGGGCGCAGUAUACACGCAAACACAGUUCGAAAUCGGCUUAAGGAAGUUGGUUUGAGGUGUAGGAGACCCCUCAAGGCAUCACGCCUCACUGCACGUCACAAACGGGAUCGACUACGGUGGGCUAGAGUGCACAUUAGAAUGAACCGUAGAUUCUGGAGCAGGGUACUUUUCUCUGACGAAACUAAAAUAGUGCUGAGCAGAGCCGAUGGUCGUGCACGUGUUUGGAGGCACAGGAACGAGCGUUAUGCCGAAGCCUGUAUUCAGACUUUUAAUCGUUAGGGUGGUGGCUCCAUUCACAUAUGGGCAGGGAUGUCACAGUUUGGAAGAACAGAUCUUGUAGUGUUCGACCGUAAUGUCAAUGCUCAGACCUAUGUCAAUGAUGUUGUAGCACCUGUUGUCGUA